Oryzias latipes (Japanese medaka) is the source of this 2327-nucleotide messenger RNA. Its product is annotated as L-amino-acid oxidase-like. The record is from RefSeq and is a predicted model, not a curated record. Gene Ontology annotation, molecular function: L-amino-acid oxidase activity. Gene Ontology annotation, biological process: amino acid catabolic process. NCBI's taxonomy places the organism in Eukaryota, Metazoa, Chordata, Actinopteri, Beloniformes, Adrianichthyidae.
GAAAGCGAUCAGGAGUGAAAACAAACAAAGGCUGGGAUUUCAAAGUAGAGCUACUUUUGCGCCAACAGUCCCGCCCACAACAAAUGUCUGACGAACUCCUGCCGCUCUGCAGAAAAUAUGUCCUAGGAAACGACACAGGUUUUUGGAUUUUAGCUAAAAAAAUGGCAGAACCAUAUUGAAAAGACCAGUGGGGACCAUUUUAAAGUAGAUAAAGUGUAGUCAGAGUCGUGCGUUAAAGAAUAAAUAGAUGAGAUGAAAGACUUUUGUUAAAGGAAAACAACGUUUGAGACGUUCUUACAUCGACUAGAAUUAAUGCAGAUUUCAGGUUUAUUUAGAUUGAACUGAAAAAACGUAUUGGAUCAUGUGAUGACUAAAGCCACAAAGGAGAAUCAAAUCUGAUGAAGCAAAAAAAAUCCAGACUGUGGCAACAGCAAAGCUCGUCAAGGGAGGAAGGAAUUCCAGCAGAAGUUGAGUCUUUCCUCCAGUUUCUCUUCAGGCGCCUCGUCGACCAUUUUCUACUCCAAAAACUGAUUUUAUCCUUAUAACAAAGUUGUCAUGAAUCUCCUGGAGGUGAAACUAUAUGUUUCUUGUGUGCUGCUGCUCGCUCUGCACAGCAGCAGCUCCGCUGAGAGUCUGAAGGAGAAUCUGACCGACUGUCUGGAGGACACAGACUAUGACGUGCUGCUGCAGACUGUUCAGGAGGGCCUUCCAAACAUCACCGCCCCUCACCAUGUGGUCAUCGUUGGAGCUGGCAUGGCUGGACUGACGGCGGCCAUGUUGUUGCAGGAUGCCGGACACCAGGUGACCAUUUUAGAGGCCAAUAAUCGUGUUGGAGGUCGAGUGGAAACCCACAGGAACACGGAAGAGGGCUGGUUUGCUGAACUUGGAGCCAUGAGGAUCCCUAGUUUUCACCAGAUUGUGCUCUGGGUUGCCACAAAGUUGGGUGUGAAGAUGAAUACAUUUGUCAUGGAUGACCCCAACACCUACUACUUGGUAAAUGGAGUAAAGAAAAGAACUUAUGCAGUUAAAGGAAAUGCCAGUCUCCUCGGGUACAAGGUGCAACCCAGCGAGAAGGGCAAGUCAGCUGAUGAACUGCUGCAACAGGCUUUGGAAAAGAUAAAAUCCGAAGUAAAAGCAGAGGGCUGCCAGGCUGCAUUCAAGAAAUAUGACCAUUACUCUGUGAAGGAGUAUCUGAAAGAGGUUGGAGGUCUGAGUUCAGAAGCCGUCAGAAUGAUCGGGGAUCUUCUGAAUGAGCAGAGCCUCAUGCACACGGCACUGACAGAGAUGAUCUAUGACCAAACUGACAUCAGUGACAAUAGCAUGUACUACGAGGUGACUGGUGGGUCGGAUCAUCUUCCCAGAGCUUUUCUUAAUGUUCUCGAUUCAACUCUUCACCUGAACUCUAAAGUUGUCCGCAUAAGUCAGUCAGAUGGAGGAGUGAUUGUAGAGUAUAAGACGGUAAACGAGUCCUCAUUCAGACAGAUUCAGGCUGACUUGGUCCUGGUCACGACUACCACCAAAGCCGCUCUUUUCAUUGACUUUAAACCUCCUCUGUCCAUCCGAAAGAUGGAGGUCAUGAGGUCGGUCCACUAUGACAGCGCCACCAAAAUCUUUCUCACCUUCAGGGAGAAGUUUUGGGAAUCAGAGGGGAUCCAUGGUGGAAAGAGCAUCACUGACCGGCCCUCCCGCUUUAUCUACUACCCCAGCCACAGUUUUCCCCAAAACCAGACCAUUGGAGUCCUCCUGGCCUCCUACACUUGGUCUGAUGACUCUCUUCUGUUUUUGGGGGCCAGCGAUGAAGACCUCAAAGAGCUGGUUCUGAGAGAUUUGGCACAGAUUCACGGUGAACGGGUCCGGUCGCUGUGUACUGGUGUGAUCGUCAAGAGGUGGAGCAGCGACCCUUACAGCAUGGGGGCUUUCGCUUUGUUCACCCCCUACCAGCACAUCGAGUACUCCAAAGAACUGUUCAGGAGCGAAGGCAGGAUCCACUUUGCAGGGGAACACACCGCCUUCCCUCACGCCUGGAUUGAGACGGCCAUGAAAUCUGCCAUCAGGGCAGCUGUGAACAUCAACAAUGAAGUUCUGCACGGUUCAGACCAGAACCCAGGAAGGUUUUAUUCUGAACCACAAUGCAGUUUGAAUGUUGAAAGUUAAUUAAAGCUUUUAAUAAAUGUUAAAAGGAUUUACACUCAUAACAUCUAAGAUGUUCAAUAAACCUUUGUUGGUGCAGGAUCAAUAGUUUUUGUUCUUAGUGGGCACAGGGGUCAAACUCGUUGGUGCAACAAUAGUUGAGGAAAUCUUGUCCCAAAAUAAACACUUAACAAACA